CCGACGAGGAAGAAGAGUGGAGUCCCAUCGUCAUCAUGUCCGAGCGUAAACCACCUGCCACUCGAAUUUGCCAGAGUACCACAACACACCGAACCAAAAUUUAGGGCUCUGGCAAAUAUUUAGGAAGACACUCGUUAUGGGUGUUUUAAAAAUCUUCGCCUGGGUCUACCUGGUGUCUAUGGCCUACCAGCAUCAGCGAGUGUAUGCUGUGCGCGUGGCUAAAAUGUGGGCCAACACGAGCGCGCUGACGGUGAGUUGGAAGUCCGUCCCAGGAGGAGGUUUCUGCUUGUGCUACGCCACGGCCGAGCACUUCCAGAGAGGACUCAGCUUCUUCGACUGCAUCCCUUACCACCGGGAGUCGCGAUGUGAUCUGGCCCGCUUCACCAACUGCACACAAUCCGAGGGCGCCUCCUGUGCUCCUCAGACCGUCGCCACCUCCACCAUGACGGGGCUAAGGCCAGGGACAACGUACGCCUUUUGCACCAUUGACUCAAACCCUGCCACAAAAACAGGCUACGACAAGCACGCCCUCUGCACGCGAACUUGGACGCUGGACGCUGAGCUCCAUUUCCGGACGCGAGUGUAUUCGCACUACAUGGUUGGCCUCGAGUGGACUGUGGGCAACGAAACAGAGAACCUGUUCAACGUCCGCCUGUGUGUUAGCCGUGACGGUUGCCAGUACAUGUGUAAGGACAACUUGGUGGAAGUCCGCAGGGAGAAGUUCGUCGACUGGGUAGACCUCUCCAAGGAGAGGGUACGCCUUCAAGUUCGGCGAACAGACGGCGUCAUACUUUUUGAGAGAAAAUUCAACAGCAAGAAAGGAGUGCCUGACCGGCCGUGUGAUGUGACUGCGUUGACGAUGGGCCCCUCUACCAUCCGGGUAAGCUGGGUGCUGGAGGACCAGGUGGACGGAUUCCUCGUCCGCCGUUGCUGCUGGUUCUGGUGCAAGUCCAAAGUUCACUUGGAGCCCCGCCUUCGAUACGUGUUUCUCGAUGGACUAACCCCGUGGACACACUGCACUAUUGCGGUUCAGUCCUUCCGUGCGGUCAACAACACCAAGUUGGCCAUGAGUGAUCCGGGAGAAGCCGAAGCGAUGACGUCCGCAGACCCGAAGCAGCUGCUCUGGUGUCUAGCGCUGAUCAUCCCUCUCAUCUUGGUCUGCACGGUCUACCUGUGCAAACGGAAGAAACGACACCACCCCAGCGAAGUGUGGCAAGUUCGCUAUGGCCGCCCCCAGCGUGGUGCUACAAACAGCAACAGCUGAUGACUCUAAUCCGACAACAUCAGGAGAGAGCUUUCUGCUUAUGUUAGAAACACAUCAGGCAAUAAAUGUGGCUGUGAAGCAGUC
Ornithodoros turicata is the source of this 1348-nucleotide messenger RNA. RefSeq lists its product as uncharacterized. Lineage: Eukaryota; Metazoa; Arthropoda; Arachnida; Ixodida; Argasidae. The record is from RefSeq and is a predicted model, not a curated record. The transcript has 6 exons. Gene Ontology annotation, molecular function: protein binding. The coding region runs from base 137 to 1264 and encodes 375 amino acids.